This is a messenger RNA of Triticum urartu, 1113 nucleotides long. RefSeq names its product proteasome subunit alpha type-5. Gene Ontology annotation, biological process: proteasome-mediated ubiquitin-dependent protein catabolic process. The record is from RefSeq and is a predicted model, not a curated record. Gene Ontology annotation, cellular component: proteasome core complex, alpha-subunit complex; proteasome core complex. Lineage: Eukaryota; Viridiplantae; Streptophyta; Magnoliopsida; Poales; Poaceae.
CGCGUUAAAAGCAGUUUUUAUACUGUGCAUCGCUUAUAAAGCAGAACCUCCCCCUCUCCUAGUCUCGUCUCCCACAAGCCGCAAACCCAUCUUCCCCUAGCCCAAGCAAACCGCACACGCCACCAUGUUCCUCACGAGGACGGAGUACGACCGCGGCGUGAACACCUUCUCGCCGGAGGGACGCCUAUUCCAGGUCGAGUACGCCAUCGAGGCCAUCAAGUUGGGAUCUACUGCAAUCGGGUUGAAGACGAAGGAUGGGGUUGUUCUUGCUGUGGAGAAACGUGUGACGUCUCCAUUGCUGGAACCUAGCAGUGUUGAGAAAAUCAUGGAAAUUGAUGAGCAUGUAGGCUGUGCCAUGAGUGGCCUUAUUGCUGAUGCAAGAACAUUGGUUGAGCAUGCUCGAGUGGAGACCCAAAACCAUAGAUUCUCAUAUGGGGAACCGAUGACAGUUGAGUCCACCACACAAGCUAUUUGCGAUCUAGCUCUUCGCUUUGGAGAAGGUGAAGAAGAGUCUAUGUCACGACCUUUUGGAGUUUCUCUCCUUAUUGCUGGUCAUGAUGAAAAUGGGCCGAGCUUGUACUACACUGACCCAUCUGGAACCUUUUGGCAGUGCAAUGCCAAGGCAAUAGGGUCAGGCUCUGAGGGUGCCGAUAGUUCCUUGCAGGAGCAGUUCAACAAGGAGCUGACCCUUCAGGAGGCUGAAACCAUUGCUCUAUCUAUCCUGAAACAGGUUAUGGAAGAAAAGGUGACUCCAAAUAAUGUCGACAUCGCCAGGGUCGCGCCGAACUACCACCUUUACACCCCUGCAGAGGUUGAAGCAGUCAUAGCACGAUUGUGAAACGCAGAAAUCUUUGUCGAAUGUCAACCAGGAUUCAUAUGUUCCUUGUGCUGUGUGUCUGACAUCCAGAUGCCUUCAAAUUAGCAGAAGCACAAUUGCUCUAUGAUAUGGACACUGAUGUUUGCCUCUUUUCAUUUGAUUAUCUUGUGUUAACAAGAAGGUGUAGAGGCCUAGCUGUUGUUGCCUUGUCACUUGCCGGUAAGGAGAUUGUACUACACCCUUUUGUUUGAUAUACGAAGGAUUUGUGGCAAUAGCAUGCAGUAUUUCAGCAACAA